AUGGCUACACCAAACGCACCACCAAAUGGAAUAAGAUCAAAAAGAACAGAAACGAAAUCACAGUACAAGUCUAGGACCGCAGAUGUUACUCCAGAGCAGCUUCGUAAGAUUAAAGGUUACAGAUUGAUGGCAGCGGGUGCAAUUUUCCUUAUAGUCCCAUCUCUAGAAUUAUAUCGUCGACUUUAUGCUGGCGGGGAAAGACGUAUCCAACAGGGCGAGUGGAAUCCAUUGGAUGGAACUAUCAAGCAAUGGGAAGAGGAAGAAAAGAUAAAGAAUUUUAAAAGCUCCUGGCUGACUAGGAUAUUUGGUGAAAAAUAG
Molecule: messenger RNA, 318 nt
Organism: Pichia kudriavzevii
Lineage: Eukaryota; Fungi; Ascomycota; Pichiomycetes; Pichiales; Pichiaceae
Exons: 1
Coding region: 1-318 (105 amino acids)
Source: RefSeq, a predicted model, not a curated record